AUGUUAAUCGCCAAAGAAAUUGCCAUUAAAUAUGGCUACGAUGGCAGAAAGUUGAUGCAACAGUACCAAAAGGCAUCAAUUAAAAUUGCGAAAGCUAGCAAUCGCAUGAAGUUUUUGCUGAAUUGUAGAAAGUGCAAAGUCAUCCCUACGUGUCUGAACUACAGGGUUGGAAUCAACCUGAAUAAUGAUCGAUCCCGUCGUGAGUUUGAAAAGGUAUUAUUCAAGCACAGAAUUCGCAUUAUCAGCAUAAUGGUGGCCGACACCAAACGAACGCUAGCUGAGUUGAAGAGAACCAAAAUGUUCUAUUCCAACCGAAUGGAACUAAUCUAUCAACAAGCCGACGUCCAGCGGGUGAAGAAAAUGGUGGAGAACAAGACUGUGGUGGUACAUAACUCCUGUAAAACGAGAGAGACACGUAAGAUCGAGACACUGAAAAACAGGAGAAUUGCGUCUCUCACUCGCGGUGGACAGUGGAUAGAAAACACCACCAAUACACAAAUCCCGGAUUUUCUGGAGAGAACGUUGAAACUGGGUCCGAAUUUCAAUGUUCAGAAUAACAACCACAUCCCCUACGUUGAAAUGAUUUCGGAAUUGGAAAAAACGGUGAAACGUAAAGAAAACGCAGACGAAAUCAGAACAGAGGUUUCCACUGCCAUGAUAAAUUACAUGAAUUUCAAAAAACAACCUAGACACUGCGAAAAUGAAUGGAUAAGCAAGGACAUAUGCAGGAGUAAGAAAUUCUUGGCAGAAAACCCCAAUCUGGUUAUCACCAAAGCGGACAAGGGAAACAAAACCGUCAUCAUUGCAUCUGAGGAGUACGAACAGAAAAUGGAGGACCUUCUGAGUGAUGAAAGCACGUACAAACAACUGAAAUCGGACCCCACAUCGAAAGUUCUGAAGAAAAUCGGUGUAUUGGUGGAUGGGUGGCGCGAUAGCAAGUACAUCGACGCGCGCACACACCGGAAGAUAAAAAUAUCCAGUUGUAAUCCACCAAGAGUCUAUGGUUUGCCAAAAAUACACAAACAGGACAGACCUCUCCGCCCGGUGGUUUCGACGAUUGGAUCAGCAACGUACAAUGUGGCCCAAUUCCUAUCUGGAGUGAUUGGAAAUAUAGUAGGGAAAACUGAGUACCACAUUAAAAAUAGUUUUGAGUUCGCUGAUCAAAUAACAGGAACACAGAUCACCGAAGAUGUAGUUCUUUUCUCUCUGGAUGUGACGUCGUUGUACACGAACGUGCCUGUUGAUUUUGCCCUGGACUGCUUGAACGAGAGAUGGGAAGAGGUGGAGAAACACACAAGCAUCGAUCAACACAGUUUCAUGGAGGCGGUCAAGCUUGUGUUGGAAUCGACGUUUUUCGUACAUCGGGGUGUAAUAUAUGCACAAACUUUCGGCGUCCCUAUGGGCUCUCCACUCUCACCAGUCAUUGCGAAUGUGGUGAUGGAGCGAUUGGAACAGAAGUGCAUAGCAUCAUUAGAGAGAAAACAAAUACCUCUAAUGAUGUACCGUCGGUACGUAGACGAUUGCUUCUGUGUGGGCAAAAGGGAGCACAUUCAAGAAAUCUUAGACUCGUUCAAUAAUUUCCACAGUAAACUCCAGUUCACCAUUGAAGAGGAGGACAACGGGAAAUUGAGAUUUCUUGACAUGAUGCUAACCAGAAACCAUGAUCGCAUCGAAAGAGUUUGGCUACCCAAACAAGCGGAUGGUAGAUAUCUGGAUUUCAAUUCAGAGAGUCCCUAUUCGCAUAAAUGCAACACGGUAAUUGCACUCGUAGAUCGAGCAGUUAAGCUCUCCGACUGUAAAAACCGACCAGCGGCAAUCGAAACAGCCAAAAAGAUAUUGCGAAUAAACCAUUACCCCUACUGGUUUGUUCGCAAAAUUCUGAAAGAUCGGGUCCAUAAACACUAUAAUGGCCUACAGCAGAAUAAAGAUGCGACUGCUGAAAUAGCAUAUGUAGCUGUGCCAUACGUCCCGGGACUCAGUGAAAAACUAGAGAAAAUUCUGAGAAAACACGAUACAAAACUUGCUUUCAAGCCAAAAGAUAAAAUAAAAAACAGAAUUUUCUCCAAACUGAAAGACCCGAUCCCACCAGGGAAACAGAAGAACGUGGUGUAUUCGAUUCCGUGUGGAACAGGCGAUGGCAAAACGUAUGUAGGACAAACGGGGAGAAGGCUGGAAACGAGAGUAGCGGAACACAAGAACGACGCGAAGAAAAAAGAUGCGAGAACUGGUUUAGCCCAACACACAUUGCAAGAAGGACACAUCUUCGAUUUCGACAACACCCGGAUACUGGAACGAAUCGAAAACCAGGAGAGCAGACUAACUGCAGAGAUGUUUCACAUCAAAAUUCUCGGCGAGGAAAAAACGGUGAACCUACAAAGAGAAUGUGGAACGUUCUGCACAACAUACGACGGUCUGGUCACCAAGCUUCGACAGUCAUUCCAGCUAAAUGAAGAGAACGUAUGUGGCACAUCCUCAUCCGGUCGGGAUCCGGUCGAGGGUACCAAUCGACAUCAUCGGUGGCACCCGUCAAAGCACGGACUAUAA
This is a messenger RNA of Topomyia yanbarensis, 2544 nucleotides long. RefSeq lists its product as uncharacterized. The transcript is spliced from 2 exons. The record is from RefSeq and is a predicted model, not a curated record. Bases 1 to 2544 code for a protein of 847 amino acids. NCBI's taxonomy places the organism in Eukaryota, Metazoa, Arthropoda, Insecta, Diptera, Culicidae.